Messenger RNA from Mytilus californianus (California mussel), 1221 nucleotides. RefSeq lists its product as uncharacterized. The record is from RefSeq and is a predicted model, not a curated record. The coding region runs from base 39 to 833 and encodes 264 amino acids. Lineage: Eukaryota; Metazoa; Mollusca; Bivalvia; Mytilida; Mytilidae. The transcript is spliced from 3 exons.
GGCAGCACUUUUCUUAUUCAAUAAAUAAGUACAUUCUCAUGAAAAACAGUACCAAACAGUUCAACAUUGGACCUAGACCAAUUCAGAUGAAUAAAUGUUUGACCCAAAGCCAAGUCCUCCAGGAGAUGGUGCAUAUUUUUUUUCCAAAUGGGAAAAACUUUAAAGGAAAACUCCACAGGAUGGAGUAUUUCCUGGGUAACUAUAAGGGCGAAGAGGCAGCCUUCACACAGUUGGUAGAAUAUGGUAAAGAUAAACCUCACUUAUAUUUACACACAAAAGAAAAGAUACCUAAAUUUGAGGUCCAAUCUUGUUCUGACAGUCAAGACAGUGAUAUAGAACUACCAGCACUGUCAACUUCAAGGAACUCGCCUCAAAAUGCCACUCCAUCUUCGUCGCAAACUUACCAAUUGCAAUAUACCACUAUGGCCACACCAGCAAGAAACCAAUAUACCACUAUGACCCCACCAGCAAGUAACCAAUAUACCACUAUGACCCCACCAGCAAGUAACCAAUAUAACACUAUGACCCCACCAGUAAGUAACCAAUAUAACACGUUGACCACGCCAGCCAGUACACACGUCUCUCCUGCAGACUGGAUACAGCUAGAUACACCAACUGUCAGCGUAUCGGAAGACUUCAUGCACAGGUCAAUUACCGCACAUGAUGAUAAUUCACAAAGGUGCACAGUGUGUGUGGAUCGACCAAAAACUGCAGUUAUAAUACCAUGUGGUCAUACAUUUUGUAUGGCAUGUGCUACACAGAUUGAGGCAUUAGACCAGCCUUGUCCGGUAUGCAGAACAGCCAUUCAAGAUGUAAAUCAGUGUUUUCCUUAAAAGAGGAUUAUAGACAUAAUGAACAUGUAUGAUGAUAUGAGAUUUGUUUUUGUAUUUUUUCAUGGUAGUAUAAAUGAUGGCUGUGAAGUAGUUCUGUCAUUUUUGGAUAACUUUUGUUCAGACAGUUUGCACCAUUCCAUAGUUGAAGGUCAUGAUAGAAAUUUUACCUGAUUUGACGACAACUCUAUCUACAUAUACUUAAAUGUUUACAAUGGUUUUAUGUCAGACAUGCAUUUGAGCUGUUGCACUUUUUAGUCUGUUUUGUGCAACUGUCAUUUAUUUAUGAAUGAAUAUAAAUAAGAUAAGUGUAUCAUUUUAUAAAAUCCAUAAUUGACAUGCUUCCAUUUAUUGAUCAGAUCAAACAACUUGUUCUGUUGUUAUGAGUCUA